Molecule: messenger RNA, 996 nt
Organism: Amphiprion ocellaris (clown anemonefish)
Lineage: Eukaryota; Metazoa; Chordata; Actinopteri; Pomacentridae
Gene: trappc4
Product: trafficking protein particle complex subunit 4
Exons: 5
Coding region: 43-702 (219 amino acids)
Biological process (GO): endoplasmic reticulum to Golgi vesicle-mediated transport
Cellular component (GO): TRAPP complex
Molecular function (GO): protein binding
Source: RefSeq, a predicted model, not a curated record
GGUCACGUGACAGUUUUGUCAGCUGGGCAGGACGUCGCAAAGAUGGUGAUAUUCAGUGUAUAUGUGGUGAAUAAAGCUGGAGGUUUAAUUUACCAAUAUGACAACUAUGUGCCGAGAGCGGAGGUCGAGAAGACCUUCAGUUAUCCUUUAGAUUUAGUGCUGAAGCACCACGACGAGAAGGUCGUGGUUUCGUUCGGACAGCGGGACGGAAUCAGAGUGGGCCACGCAGUGCUGUCGAUCAAUGGAGUGGAUGUGGUCGGGAAGAAUACAUCUGAAGGAAAAGACAUCCUUGAAUACUUGAAGGAUCCCUCCAAUUAUCCGGUGUCUAUUCGCUUUGGACGAGCACGCCUGAGCUCCAAUGAGAAGCUGAUGCUGGCCUCCAUGUUCCACUCGUUGUUUGCUAUAGGUUCACAGCUGUCCCCUGAAGCUGGCAGUUCAGGGAUUGAGAUGCUAGAAACGGACGUCUUCAAACUCCACUGCUUCCAGACUCUCACAGGGAUAAAGUUUAUCGUGCUGGCGGACCCUCGACAGUCUGGUAUUGAUGCGCUUCUGAGGAAGAUUUAUGAGAUCUAUUCAGACUUUGCCCUCAAGAACCCGUUUUAUUCUCUGGAAAUGCCAAUCAGGUGUGAACUCUUUGAUCAGAAUCUGAAAAGUGCGCUGGAGGUCGCAGAGAAAGCUGGAAACUUUGGAGCAGGAUCUUAAACCAGAGAGGACAACAGAUUCAGAGACUGGAAAGAAAUUAGUGUAUUGUUUUUGGGGCUUUUUUUUUUUUUUUUUUUUUUUUACCAAUUUCUUUUUUCCCCAGUUGCUCUUUAACACAUUGUAAAUACAUUUUGUUUUGUAAAUACUUAAAAGAUUAAAUGACAUACAGUAUGUACAUGUUUUGCAUUGUAUUUGUCUUUGGCUGCAUGCAUAUUGAAAUGCUGAGUGAUUUCACAGUAGUCUAUUGGGCAUUGUCUAUGAAUUCUGAAAAUAACUUUUUAAAAAAAUUAUAAA